AUGGCUUCCAAAGACACCACGUCCUCUUGUUUUGUCAGCGUUUCCAGGGACCACACAGAGAGCAUCAGGAAGCUUGUUGACAAAUCCUCAAUCAAGUUCAUCCGUGGCAUCAAGCUCGAAACGAAAAACGGCAAAUCAGAAGACAGAAUAUUGGUUCUCACGACAUGGAGGCUCUACCUGAUGGCUGUGAAGGUGCCCUCAAAGGUGGAGAUGACUUUCAACUUCCUGGAGAUUCGAGCCAUAAAUACCCACCCGGAGCUGCAGGUUGUCAUAGAAACCGACAAGACCUCUUACUCCUUCCGGCUCCAGUCCAGGGAGCACCUGGAUCACAUGAUCAGUCAUGUCAACUACGCCCUUUCACGAAUAUUCAACAACUCUAUUUUUGCACCGUCCAUCUGCCAAUCAGACAGCGACUUAUCAGAUGGCAGCAGGAAGUACUCGCCGAGCUCCGACACUUCUGUGGAGACGCAGAGAGCAUGUGGAGGGUUCUCCGAGACAUAUGCUGCCCUAUGUGAUUACAACGCCAUCAGCUGUAAAGAAGAAGUGCAGUGGGAUGUGGACACCAUCUACCAUUCUCAGGACAACAGAGAAUUCAACCUUCUGGACUUCAGCCAUCUGGAAAGCAGGGACCUGGCGGUGAUUGUGGCCUCCAUGGCGUAUAAUACAUGGUUCACCAAGCUCUUCUGCAAAGACCUGCGCAUUGGUUCAGAGGUCACGGAGCAGGUCCUGCACACGCUCAGUAAGUCAUCCAGCCUGGAGGAGAUCACGCUGGAGAAUGUGGGGCUGAAAUCUGACUUCCCCCAGAAGUUGUCCGUUGCCCUUUCGGAGAACCCGGCGUCUGUAAUCCACUCCCUCAAUUUGGCUCAUAACACACUCGACAAUCAAGGUGUGUGCAAUCUUAUUCAGCAGGUGUGUCGACUGAGCAAAGGGCUGCGUCUCCUCAACCUGUCCAAAACAUCUCUGUCCUCUAAAGGUGUGGUGUCCCUGUCUCAGGCCCUGUGCUCCAGUGAUGACUACUCCAACUCCCUGCUCCACCUGGACCUCAGCAAGAACCCCGGGGUCCUGUCAGGGGAGGACGCCUCGAAUCUGCACCUCUUCCUCUCUCAGCCUAACUGCCUAGUCCAUCUGGACCUGUCCAGCACAGACUGCUCAGUGGACUCGCUUUUCGGUGCGUUGCUCAGGGGCUGCUGUGCUGACCUCUCCUACUUGAAUCUCUCCAAAAACUCCUUCGCUAACAGGAAAGUGAAGGACUCGCUCCCCUUUUUCCGGCAGUUCUUCAGCUCCGCAUUCUCCCUGACUCACAUCAGCCUGUCCUCCAUGAAGCUGCCCCCUGACGUGCUGAGGGCACUGCUCAUGGGUCUGACAUCAAAUCCGCACAUUAAUGACAUGCACCUGGAUAUCAGUGGCUGCGAGCUCAGGUCAGCUGGGGCUGUGGUGCUGCAAGAGCUCUUCCCCAGGGUGUCCUCCAUCGCCACACUGGACAUCUCCGACAACGGUCUGGAUGGGGACUUACUCACGCUCCUGCCUGCUCUCUCCAAACACCCUUCCCUCAAGCACCUCCACCUGGGCAAAAACUUCAACAUUAAGCACAGAGUGCUGGAUGAUGUUCUUCAGAAGCUGGUGCUGAUGAUACAGGAAGAGGACUGUGUGUUGCAGUCCUUGUCUCUGGUGGACUCACGGCUGCGCUCCAGAGGCACGGUGCUGGUCAACGCGCUGGGCAGCAACACCUGCCUACGCAAGGUGGACCUCAGUGGAAACAGCAUGGAGGACAUCGGGGCCAAGAUGCUGAGCAAGGCACUGCAGAUCAACACCACUCUCAGGAGUGUGACAUGGGAUCGGAACAACACCACUGCAACUGGAUUCUUGGAUGUGGCUCGUGCAUUGGAGCAUAACUUCACAUUGCAGUAUAUGCCCCUUCCUCUCAGCGACAUCACGCAGGCCUACCGCAGUGCACCUGAGAAGAUGGAGCAGGCUCUGACCAAGAUCCAGAGGGCCCUACUGAGGAACAACCAGACUCAGCGUUUCUCCCAGAGACAGGCUCUACGCCUUCACCAGGGCCUGGUCACCAGCACAGCGGAACAGGUGAUGGAGCGUCUGUGUGUGCGGGUGCAGCAGCAGGUGUGCGCCCUGAAAGGGGCCACGGAGGUGGAGGAGCUACAGGCUGCUAAACAGGUGCUCAAGGAGGCCAGGAACUCACGAGCGCUGUACCCGUCCCUGUGUGAGCUGGCUCAUGUGCUGUCAGUGGAUGGGCCUGUUCGGCAGAGGCUGGACUCACUGGCUGGAGAGCUGGCCAAAGCAGCUGACAAGGAGCUUCAGGUGAUCGUGGACUCCAUGGUGUCUCUGUGUCGGGAACUGUGUCCGCUGUCGUCCGGGGCAGCGGAGCGUCUGAGUCCUCCUCUCUCCUCCGUCUCCGAGCGCGUCUCCAUUCCCCGCUCCGCCAUCCGCACCGCACUCAUGGAGCGCGCCGCACAGGACAUCCACAGAGCACUCGAGGAGGUCAAGCUGUCCGUGGUGUCCUACCUCACCAACUCCAUAGUGGACCAGAUUCUGCAGGAGCUCUACUCCACACAUAAAACCCUGGCUCGGCAGGUGUCCCAGCUUAAGCGCUGGGAGGGCAUGUGUGAUGGCGGCACGGGCAGGAGAUCACAUCGACAUCGAGACUCACUAGAGAUCACAGACGAGGAACUCGGCACUAGCAUAGACACCAUCGCCAUUAAGAAGCGGAGCUCCAGAACCCGACGCAUCCGACCCGUAUCCACCAGGCUGAGUCUAAACGAUGACUCCAGCUCGUCCCCUCCCCCCUCCGCCCCUCCCCUGUCCUCGCCCCUGUCCCGCUCGGCCUCUUGGGAAGGGCUGUCGGAGCUGCCCACCCUGGGCACUCCCCUGCAGCACUACACCCGCGUCCGGCCCAAACCCCCACGCAAGCAUCGCGGCGGGCACACACUCACCGAUGCGCAUUGCAAUGAAAAUGGUGCAGUCACGCCGCUUGACGAUGGACUGCCUGAUUUCUACACCAAGAGAGUUCUUCCUGACAGCCAGCUCUCCUCCCUGCACAAAGCCCACUCUCUGCGAAGAAAGAAACGGCGCAACAUGCUCUCCAUCUUCGGUUUCCGUAGGAACCGCAACUCCACUGUGUCGUCCAAUCAGGAGGCAGACUCAGGUGGCGGCAGUAGCGGGUCCUGCAGCGAGGAGUGCCGAACAGUGGCCACGGCACCCACAGGAACUGCCCAGGAAAAUGUUUACACUCUCCUCCAGCCGCCGAGAUCAUCGGGCAGGGCCAGCUCCCCAGGGGAGGGGUCUGAUGGGACUGUGGAGGACCAGAGGGUGGAGAACCUACCCACCGGUGUCAUGGAAGUGAGGUCCAUUCAGGGCAUGCCACUUCCACCCAUCGGAGAGAACAUGCAGCUUUACUCCAUCAAACAGAGACCAGAGCCCGAAGACGAUGCCUAUGAGAGACCAGCGGGGCCGGAGAGACCGUCAGCCCUGGAGAGGCCAGUGGAGAGAGCGGAGCGGCCGUCCAUGUCCGCCCCCGACAGACACACGCUCAGACAGAUGGACAGGCAGCCCGACAGACAGACGGACGCGGAGAGGCAGACGCUGAGGCAGGCGGACAGGAUGGAGGCACAGAGGCAGACCCUGAAGCUGCUGGAGAGGCCCACGGAGAGGGAGGUGGACAGACAGACGCUCCGGCAGCUGGACAGGAGGGCGGAGAAGCAGUUGGCCGAGGGCCGGCAGGUGGAGAGGCAGUGGCCGGAGGAGAGGCUGUGGACCGACCUGAGGCCGGCCGACAGGCAGGCGGACCGAGGCUGGACGGACCUGCGGGCAGCGGAGAGGCAGUGGGCAGAACCCAAGCAGCCGGACAGACUCAGGGCAGACAGCAGGCAGCAGACAGAUAGGCCGGCAGACAGACAGAGCGCACAGGGGCCACGCACACCCACAGACUGCAGGCCGCUGCCGCCAUACCCCACCGGAGACAGGACACCCUCCCCCAACACACAAGCAGAUAGACAGCUGGGCGCAGACAUGCACGCAGACAGGCAGCCGCCGCAAGACAGGUGGCAUCACUCGGACGCGCAGAUCGACAGGAGGAUUUACGCAGAGCCCGACAUGCAGCUGGAGAGGUGGUACCACCCGGACGCGCAGAUAGACAGGCGGAUAUACUCCGAAGUGCAGCUGGACAGACAGACAGGCCCCGACAUGCACACUGACCGACAGCUAGUACGCUCCGACAUUCAGACAGACAGGUGGCAUCAUCCUGACGCGCAGAUAGACAGGCGGAUAUACGCUGAGGUGCAGCUAGACAGGGAGAGGCAGACAGCUGCGGAGCCGCACAUGGACAUGAGACGCCCGCCCUCCGACCUGCAGUUAGACAGACGGGUAUACGCUGAAGUGCAGGCAGACAGACAGAGCCACGCCGACAUGCAGGUAGACAGGUGGCACCACCCGGAGACGCCCACAGACAGGCGCAUCUAUGCUGAGAUCCAGACAGACAGGCCGGGGGACGGGCAGACAGACAGGUGGCAUAGCCCAGACGCGCAGGCAGACAGGAGGAUAUACGCGGAGGUGCAGGCAGACAGGCACCAGGCACUCCUGGAUGGGCAGGUAGACAGGUACGGGGCUAUGCAGUCCGACCUCCAGAGCAGCCACCACACGGAGCAGCGGCCUGAGGUGUGGCUGAUGGAGGAGCGCUGCAGGAUGGGCAUAGCGCUCCCCCCUGGCCAGUCGCUGCCCUGCGGCCCCAAGCCUGAGCCUCCGCCACAGAGCAGCAAGCCCAACCUGACCAAGCUCAGACAGCGACACCUGUCUGACAACACAGUUACAGAGGAUGUGUUGGAUGAAGAGAGGGACUCUGGGAGGCAGGAGAAGAGAGAAAGAGAAGGAGGAGUGGAGAGGACGAGAGAAAUGGAUGGUCAUCCACCCCCUGUGCCUGUCAAGCCAAAGCCAGCCUAUGUGACAUCACCACAGGAUCCGACCAAUGAGAGAAAGAUCCCGCCUCCAGUGCCCCCUGCCUCCAGCAAGCCAUUGGCUGAAAGGUCUCACACUCAAGGUGAAGAGAGCGUGAGACCACAGGCCCCAGUGAAGCCACAACGGAACAGAAAGGCUCUGUCAUGUGACACAGGAAAUGACAGGGAAAGCCCCAAUAACCUGGAGAAGCCUCCAACCACACGCAAACCCCCUGUGAAAAAGCCUAGACUCCCCCAGAACAGAAACAAGUCUCUGGACUAUGCUGAGAGCCUCAACAGUGGCCAUGGCAACAGCGAAGCGGUGUGAUGACCAGAAUGGAACUCACCUGCACACAGACCCAUGUGGACACUGUUGUCAUGACAACCGGGGAACUUUUCUCU
Molecule: messenger RNA, 5345 nt
Organism: Engraulis encrasicolus (European anchovy)
Lineage: Eukaryota; Metazoa; Chordata; Actinopteri; Clupeiformes; Engraulidae
Product: capping protein, Arp2/3 and myosin-I linker protein 3-like
Exons: 42
Coding region: 1-5271 (1756 amino acids)
Biological process (GO): regulation of Arp2/3 complex-mediated actin nucleation; cell migration
Cellular component (GO): lamellipodium; plasma membrane
Molecular function (GO): protein binding
Source: RefSeq, a predicted model, not a curated record